Molecule: messenger RNA, 5667 nt
Organism: Cephus cinctus (wheat stem sawfly)
Lineage: Eukaryota; Metazoa; Arthropoda; Insecta; Hymenoptera; Cephidae
Gene: sv
Product: paired box protein Pax-5
Exons: 10
Coding region: 1900-3597 (565 amino acids)
Biological process (GO): regulation of transcription by RNA polymerase II; anatomical structure development
Molecular function (GO): DNA-binding transcription factor activity, RNA polymerase II-specific; RNA polymerase II cis-regulatory region sequence-specific DNA binding
Source: RefSeq, a predicted model, not a curated record
ACGGUAGCAUUCAGCCCACACACGACCGAUGCUGACCGUAGGCGUUCCGUCGCUCUACGGUACGUGGAUACUAUCCGUGAACAUUGCGAUUAAUUUUUUAUCGACUGCCUGUAGAAUUAUUGUUUAAAAUAAUUUUUUUUUUCUUCGAAUUUUUAUAUAACACAUACUUCAGAGUGAGCAAGAGCGAAGGGCAUGCUUACGAGGAACUUGUAUCUUAAGAGUGUUCGGAUUUUGACAGACGUCGAGACGCCUGAUAUCGGUACGAGAGUGAGGACUUUUAUAGGAGUCAAUAAUAACCGAAGGAAUCUGUUAAAGAAGCUAGAUCAUACCGGGUGUCACGGGAAUAACCGAUGCUCAUAGUGCCAGUCGAUUUCGCGUGGCACUGUUGGCGCUCCUGAAGCCGGCGAACGUUUAUUUCGCGCAACCUUUGCCUCGCGACGCCAAUAACGACGUUAUCCCGCGCGACGCCGCUCCCGUAACCCUGGCAACCCCCGCGGUUGACGCCCUCCCGACGUUCACGUGACCCUGCUCCCGGCCAACAGACGCUCGCCGUCGGGAUGCUGGAUACGGAACAAGGGCUGCCAGGCGGAGCUACUCGUCCGUGGGGAUGAAACCCGACGGCGCUCGGGGGCGAGACGUCGCCGAAAGUCACGUGCCGACGCCAAAGCCUCCAAAGCCUCUCCAUGCUUCCGCGUCGCUGCAACCUCGGUCAGCGCCAACUGCUUCACGUCGGAUAGGUUGCCAACUGUCUGCCACUAAUUUUAAACCACCCUCCUGGAAUUUAUUGCUGAUUGCUCGUGCCUGAUUCCCGAUGGUGGCUAACCUUCGCUCGCGUCUCGACGCUCUAUUUGUUUGCUGAUUGUGGGAAAUCACGAUUCUCGGCUCGGACGGAUUUUACAGAAACAGGGGACAGUGAAGUGUUAAUCGGAGCUGAUUGAGACACCAGGUAUUAGAGUCAGUGAACGCGAUUAAUGUUCUACGAGCCAAUUGGAUAAUUGGGACCUUCACGAAGUUUCGUAACUGCUACGUGUACUGGUAUUACGUUGUUUUGGUACUUCGCGAAGUGAACCAAGUGAAGCUCCGUCGGAUUGGAUAAAUACGAGUUUUGUGCUAUUUACAAAAAAAAAAAAAAGGAUUUUUUUAAACGUCAUAAGGAUCAAUACCGAUUCUGUUAAGGAUCAUUGUCAUCGAUCCUCAUGAUCAAUCAAACUAAAGAUCUGCACAAUUUAACGACCUAGGGAUGACACCGAUCUGAUAACGAUGACCCUCUGCACGAUUGAUGCUCUUAUCAUCACAGAAUACACAUCAAUCACAAUCAUUACUAAAACUACCAAUUCUUAUCUAAUCGGCAUAAAAUUGUCCGUGACUUGAAAAUAUCGUUAUCGUCACUCAAAUCGAAAAUGGAUUUUACUAAUUUUUGUUAUUAAUCGCCAGUGAAAUCCUUGUUAGGACACUCGAGGGAUCGAUUAGAACGAAAUGUGUUUUGCUCCAAUAGGGGUGUGGUUUUAGUGUUCUCGCGGGUGAUCGUGCUAAUAAAAUUAGUGCGAUUAAAUACAAGGAAUUUUCGCUUAAGGAUAAAAACGGCCAGGACGAAUGUCAUAUAAGAAGGAAAUAGCGAAAAGUUGUUCACGUGGAUGACGAGAUGACCCGACGCUCCGAAUGGCAUCCUCAGCCAGCCGUCGUCCUGUGCCACAAAGAGGAUCUUGAUGACAGUCAUUGUCGACCUCAGCCAUAGACUCUCACGAGCUGCGAGCCAAAAGGCAAAAAUAACUUGUAAAGGCACCUAAGAGAUCUUCAUUGGCAGUCUAUAGAAUCAAUAGAGUUCAAUAGGUAUUGGACACCUUGAAGCAUCCAGCUGGAUUCUCAGAGCCGACGGCCGGCGGGCCGAAUAGUUACGCGAUGGACCUCAGCACUGCUUAUCGAUACAAUCAGAACAUGAUGGAAUACUACACUUGCCACGGGGGAGUGAACCAGCUAGGCGGUGUCUUCGUCAACGGAAGACCUCUACCGGAUGUUGUCAGGCAGAGGAUCGUCGAGCUGGCGCACAGUGGAGUCCGACCCUGCGACAUUUCCAGACAGCUCAGGGUCUCGCAUGGCUGCGUGUCCAAGAUACUCUCAAGGUACUACGAAACGGGGAGCUUCAAGGCCGGCGUGAUAGGUGGCUCAAAACCAAAAGUGGCGACGCCGCCGGUGGUGGAGGCCAUUGCCAAUUACAAAAGGGACAAUCCCACGAUGUUCGCUUGGGAGAUCAGGGACAGGUUGCUGGCAGAAGGGAUUUGCUCGCAGGAUAACGUACCCUCGGUUUCUUCAAUCAAUCGAAUCGUAAGGAACAAGGCGGCGGAGAAGGCGAAACACGCGCAUCAGCAACAACAGGCUCAGCAACAAGGUCAGCAACAGAGUCAGCCUGGAUCUGGCGGUUCUGUCUCGGUGAUAGCGCAUGCACCUGCAACGGCCGCGGGUCAUCCUGCUGCUGCUGCACCGAACGCUUACAGCAUCAGUGGUAUCCUUGGUAUCCCGGCUCAUCAUCAGGAUCCCAAUGGCAACAGUAUCAAACGAAAACGCACGGACGACGAUGAUAAUCGCGAUAUGAGUGAUCAUCCCGAGGACGACUUGAAGAGACAAAGAAGCAAUUACAACGGUGACCAGCUGUACUCGAAUUUAUGGUCGAGUAAGUGGAGCAUCAAGGAUGAGCACAAGCUCCUGAGCGAGCUCGGUGGCGGCGGUGGCACCGGGAACGGUGGUGGAACCGGUGGCGGCGGCGGCGGAGGCUCCGGAGGUGGCGGACCUGGUGGCGGCGGUGGCGGUGGGUACUACGAACACGGGGGAUUUCCCGGGAAUGCUGUUGCCACCUCCGCCGAGCUCUACGACUCCCUGGGCACCAUCAGCACGAUGACGCAAGCGCAGACGCCACACCUCUACACCCCGCCCAUAGGGGGCACCAUAGCAGGUGGUACAUUGACGCCGCUCGCGCCAUUGACGAUGCAAGAACUAAAAUUGAGCCAAACGUUGGAUGGGGCUAACAUGUCUCCCUACCACACUACGGCAGAGGGCAGUACCGUCGCAGUAUCCUACGUUGGGGUUGGAGCCGGCGGGGGCGAGCAGAGUCCUCCGAUUUCGUUGCAAAACGAGGGAAACGCCACCCCCACGGCCUCCAACACCCCUGGAGGAGAUCCUGGACUGACGGUCUUGCAGCCGCCGGUAUCGCAGCCCCAGGUGGCGUCCGCGAUACCACCGUACUCGACGAUGCUACCAAGUUUUGGACACUACGCAACUGGUGGCGGCGAUUACGCGUACAGUGCAGCGUAUUCACAGUACUCCAGUGCACCUUACAGUGGUUACGGUUAUGGAGCGGCGACAAGCGGGUUGCUCAACUCUACGUACUACUAUUGCAACGGGGACACGCUGGCGUCUUCCCACAACAGUUCACAGCAGGGCGGAUGUAAUAACGGAGGUCCGGAGAGCAGCGCCGAAGUGGCCAGUCGUUCUCCAUUGGCGGCCACCAGAGCAAGCAGCGGCGCGAGCGCGGCCUCGCCGACCGGAAGUGCCUGCACGAAACCGGAUCACACCUCCACCCCGACGGACUUGUAUCUAGCUUGAUUUGCGGCAGAGGACGAAGGCGCGACACCUCGUAGUAGAAAGCGUCGUCGAAACGGGCGACGGGUCGACGUCCUCCCGGACGAUCGUCAUUAGCGAAUGGACGCCAUAUCAUGAAAACGCAUUGAAAUUAAGCACUGAUCUCUUUGUUAGGUUGAGAGCCGAGCCGAUAGCGUCUCCCGAUCACGGAGAGCGGCCGGUGCCUCAUAUAAAGCAUAUGCGAGCGAAUGCCGGCGUCCAUCGGGUCGAGGAUGGACGUCGACGUCCACGAGGACGGCCGUGGGAUCUCUGGAAAGGUCCCAGUCGUCGCGACGACCUAGCUUGCCGUCCUCGCCGAUACUCACCGACGCCCCCCUUAGGUAGUUUAAUUUAUGAAUCCAACCCCUUUUUUGUUCCCCUCUGCUUCCUUCCCCGAAUCGUCCCUUGAUUCCUUCAAGUCCGACCCUCAUUGAAUUAAGGUAACGUCACCGUUUCCAAUGAUCGUCAUGUCAGACGUACGUCCUCGACGUCGAGCGCAUACGUUCCUAUGCGUGCAUAGCGUAAGCGACAUCUGACUGUUAUCACUACGAAGGGAAUUGUCUGUAUAUAUUAUACAUAAACAUAUAUAAUUAUAUAUAGAGUCAAGUGCUCCCAUCCGCUCCCCCUUGAUACCUCGUAAACAAUUUCUGCCACAGCCCUCUCCAUAUCCACCCCUUUCAAUCCCCAAGCCCUAAGCCAAGGGGUUGAAGACUGCAAAGAAUUCGCCUACGUCGCCCAGUGCGUUUCUUUUGGGUUAACUGUACCCUCUGCCCGCGCAACCCCUCCAAUCCUCGUCCCUAGGUAAUCAAGUAAUUUUAAUGAGAUUUCUAAAUCACGAAUCGACUAACGAUCAUUACUGUACUGUUAAGGAUAUUAUAUAUAUUUUUUGUAGAAAACCAAAGACCACACAGAUUAUUAAAUGCAAAUGUCGCGAUAACUCGUCGCGCGAUCGCCAAGUCUACAGCGACCUCUGAAAACUACGGACUUAUUAUAUUGUAAAUAAAAGCGCGUGACCGAGCGACGUGUAAUGUGUGUAUACGUGUGUAUAGGGUCGACGAGAGAAUCGGCCGACGGGUUAACAAUUAGGAGAGCCGCGGGACGCUUGAUACUUUUGAUGCAACGGGUGACGGGUGACGGGUGACGGCGCCACCUCGAGCGAUACCGGCCACCACCGAGCACGCAAUGUUGCUAAUGUUGUAUAAAAAGGAGAUAUUAGAUUCGGUAGAUCUAUUUAUCGUAAUCUUCGCAAGCGCGGAUCGUACAUAUGUCUUUGAUUUUCACAUGCGGAGGAUGCGUGACAAUGUUUGUCAUUUUUUGGGACUCUCGCGCAUAUCGGUGAUUGGCAAUCCAUCGGGUGAGCAACGUGAAUUUUAAGAAUUUGUUUUGACGCUAAUACAAAAAUCGGUAUUAUUGUUUUUCUGAGCUUGCUCUUGCACGUGUCCAGUGACAGAUCGACGAUCCCGAGAAUGCCAAUUGUGACGGUAGAUUGUGCGGGUCUCAUGCGAGUUCGAGCCUCAGAAUAAGACGAGAAAAAAAGAAAUCGUGCUAAAACGAUAGAAACGGAACUUGCGUAUCUUCCUUGCGUAAUAGAGAAAAUAUCAGUUUUUGCCGUACAAUCAGUAAUCGGUAUAACCGUAACCUGUACUACUGGACUGAAUAGCCUAUCGCUGUGUAGACUCUCCCUUGAAACCUAAAUCUACCCCAGUCAGUGCAUAACUCUGUGCUCGGCAUUGGCGCUGCUUUAAUUUUUCCACGGGUCUGGCAACCUGUCCGUUAUCAUUUUUUGCCUUAUACCGAUGUGUGAAGUCAGAAGUCCGCCCUCUCCGAAAUAUGCAAUUUACCGAUAAUGAAAUAACUUUUUAUUUUCUGGAUCUUAACGAGAGCAUAAACGUUACGAAUUCGAAACGGCGCGUCGCGACGCAUAAAUUUCUCUUCGAACGCCGAACGGUCUAUUAACUCGAACUGUGAGAUACUUAUGUACAUGGGCAAAUAGGUUAAACAUAUGUGAACGUUAUCUUUGGUAUCGUAACUUUCCUGUGAUCUUCACUUUUUUUU